Misgurnus anguillicaudatus (oriental weatherfish) is the source of this 1398-nucleotide messenger RNA. It is a transcript of the gene tas2r202, whose product is annotated as taste receptor, type 2, member 202. Lineage: Eukaryota; Metazoa; Chordata; Actinopteri; Cypriniformes; Cobitidae. Gene Ontology annotation, cellular component: membrane. Gene Ontology annotation, biological process: sensory perception of taste; G protein-coupled receptor signaling pathway. Gene Ontology annotation, molecular function: bitter taste receptor activity; G protein-coupled receptor activity. The record is from RefSeq and is a predicted model, not a curated record.
UCCGACUUCAUAGCCAACAUAUAAAAGUCAAUCACGGGCUAUCACAAGCUUUCAGCACCAACCAUAGCAAUCUCGCUUCAACUCUCUCAUCAUUUACUUUCUCUUUAAAUAAAUGCACUCUGCAGUGAUGGAAGAACUUCAUGUCCUCAUAAUUUCAACCUCCAAGAACGCAAGGACCUGAAGAACAGUGACAAACAAUUGAGAUCCCCAAAUCAAGGAUCAGGUUUCUGGUUUGCAUUGUUUUUUAAUCUUUUGAAUCGGCACUCCACAGAAGGUCAACCAUGAUAUCGAUCGUGGACAAAAUCGGCAUCUGGCUGGCGACCGCCGCGCUAGCCAUCCUGACCAUUUUUUUUAACAUGUACCUCAUGCUGGUGAUCCUGAGAGGCUACCGGAAGAAGCAAAAUCUAAACCCGUGCGACUUAAUCAUCGUAGCCAUCAAUGUGGCGAGCAUAGGCCUGCAGAUUUUUACAUACUUUUGGCAGUCCCUAGAUCAGAUCGACAUCUUUUGCUCAGUGGGCUUUUAUACCGCCAUAAUGCUGUCGCUUGUCUAUAGCACAAAGUUCAUCUUAUUCUGGUGCACCGCAUUUCUGACCUUCUACUACGGCACUAAACUGGUGAUGAGGCCUGUGGACUGCUACAAGCGCAUGCAGGAGACCAUCAUCAAACACGUUGGCCUUGUCCUGGUGGUGAUCUACAUAGGUGGUUUCAGCCACGGCGUGCCAUUACUGGCAUUUUUGUACGAUUACAACAUCACCUCCACCGUGAACGACUGCGGGUCCAUCAUGCCCGACACCGUCGGCGGACUGGUCUACGUCUUCUACUACGUCUUUAUCUCUGACAUCGUGCCGAGCAUCGUGAUGAUCAAAUCCAGCAUUUCUAUCAUGUUGCACCUUUACCACCAUCUUCAGGACAUGAAAGCGAGCACCAACGGCGCUCGCGGGCCCAAGCUGGGCACUCAGAUGCGGGUGAUUAAGAUGACCCUGACCCUGGUGGUUGUGUUUUGUAUAUUCGUGGUCAUGGACCUGAUCGUGCAGUCCACUGUGGUUCUGAAGAGGCAAAACACAGUCACGGUGACCGUUCUCGUCGCCAGCAUGUAUACCACGGUCAGCGCGGCCGUGAUGGUUUACGGGAAGAAAAGCCACUGGAAGGAACUCAUAAGCAGCUAUAACCUCUUUUUAGACGAGUACCCAUGCCUAACCGGUUUAAAGGUCGCUGAGGUCAAAACAGAACCUCAGGAGAACAGCAUUAACUAACCUUGAGUCCAGCCAGGCUAUAUAUGCACACGUUACUACUGUACAAACAAAAUAUGUUUGGGAGACACUAUAGCAGAACAUAUGUGCAUGUAGAUAGAGAAUCAAUGAAACUAAAUGCAGGUAAUAUUUUCAAUUAUUUAAUACU